Acipenser ruthenus (sterlet) is the source of this 1871-nucleotide messenger RNA. RefSeq names its product ras-related protein Rab-4B. Lineage: Eukaryota; Metazoa; Chordata; Actinopteri; Acipenseriformes; Acipenseridae. Gene Ontology annotation, molecular function: GTPase activity; GTP binding. The record is from RefSeq and is a predicted model, not a curated record. The transcript has 8 exons. Gene Ontology annotation, biological process: Rab protein signal transduction; regulation of endocytosis. Gene Ontology annotation, cellular component: endosome. Bases 181 to 822 code for a protein of 213 amino acids.
AUCACCCCCGGCACGUUUUUGUUCAGUCGGAAGCGUCGGGGCAGCCAUCUAUUUAUCCUGAGCAGAAAUAUUUGAAAAAAUAAAACGCAAUACUAUUAAAAUAAAGCAGAAUUAUUCAUCUCUUGAGACGUCACACCGUCUAAAUAGCCCGAGGCGCCUGGAAACUCGAGAACAGCAGAGAUGUCAGAGACCUAUGAUUUUCUGUUUAAGUUCCUGGUGAUCGGCAGUGCUGGCACGGGGAAGUCCUGCCUUCUUCAUCAGUUCAUUGAGAAUAAAUUCAAACAGGAUUCGAACCACACGAUUGGAGUGGAGUUUGGGUCCAAGGUGGUCAACGUGGGAGGGAAGACGGUGAAGCUGCAGAUCUGGGACACAGCUGGGCAGGAGCGUUUCAGGUCUGUGACUCGGAGUUACUAUCGAGGUGCGGCUGGAGCUCUCCUGGUCUAUGACAUCACAAGUCGCGAGACGUACAACGCCCUGACGAACUGGCUGACGGACGCGCGCACCCUGGCCAGCCCCAACAUUGUCAUCAUCCUGUGUGGAAACAAGAAGGACUUGGAUGCAGACCGCGAAGUCACCUUCCUGGAGGCAUCCCGCUUCGCACAGGAGAACGAGCUGAUGUUCCUGGAGACAAGCGCCCUGACAGGAGAGAACGUAGAGGAAGCCUUUCUGAAAUGUGCUCGGAACAUUCUGAACAAGAUCGAGUCAGGUGAGCUGGACCCUGAGCGGAUGGGUUCUGGGAUUCAGUAUGGAGACGCCUCCCUGCGGCAGCUCAGACAGCCUCGCGGUGUCGCAGCACAGAACCAGCAGCAGUGUAACUGCUAGGGGCCGGCUGGGACAUGCACCCCACACAGGGCCUGGGAAAAGUGCUGCCUCUCCACUGGUUUCAAAUCCCCCUCGACUCUGAGGGUGAAUCUCGACCCUUUCUGAAAAACAAACCGGUGCCCGAGAUGGUGAGCCUUGCCCGUGCCCUCCUUUCCACCUCCCCGGCCCUCCUGGCCUGCUCGCGAAGCCUAUGGGAACAAUCUUCCGCAGAGCCCAGGUUACCCAGCAGGGGGCAAUGCGCUGGUCACUGGUGUAUAAGGCAGGCCUGCUCUAUCUGAACCACUGGGCUGCUGCUGUCCACUGAGCUUUGAGUCCCGUACUUCCUAAUAGGGAGGCACAUAUUUAUAAAACUUUCACCCAUGCUUUAGUCAAAGACUUUUAUCCGAAAACGUCAACCACUCAAUGAGGUUAAACAAUAAGGUUAAGCAAAGUUUUAUCCAGUGCCUUCAUCGGUUUAAAUAAAAACCAGUGGGGCCCCGUAACUUAAACCACCCCGUUCUGGCUUCUUUUGACAGUAAGAGAUGACUUUUAAAGGUUUAAAAAGCCACUGACUAGGUUAAUCAGCAUUUACACACUCUUAUCAUUGUCCUUCUGGGUUCUUUAUCGGUGUCCUUCUGUGUUCUGUGUUCUUUAUCAUUGUCCUUCUGUGUUCUGUGUUCUUUAUCAUUGUCCUUCUGUGUUUUUUACUUGCUCUAUGCAGAUUUGUCCCUGUACAAAGUUGACGCUUCCUGGUACCUAGUCAUUUCCUGUGCUGUGGGUAACGGUCUGAAACCAUCUGGAACAUUAUAGUGAAACCGACUUAACAGAACAAAAAGUAGUUUGGUACCAGGAAACGGCAGACAUUUGUAUUCUGCGUUUUUGAAAUGGCAAGUUAAAGCAUAAAAAGGUAAAAGUAUUAUAAAAUAAGUCAAAUAGACAAAUUCUCUGACUUCGUUUCUUAGUGUAUUACAAAUUCUAAUUGAUGCGUUAUGGAUGAUAUUAAAAAAAAAAAAAAAAAGAAGUGGCUGUUUUACUAGUAAGAAGUAAAAAUAAGUGGCCCCCCCUUUGAA